AUGGGACAGCAUGUCGAUGGACUGAAGUUUGCCGGAGGGUCUUUUUCGCUGUACGAGGAGAAGCCUUUGCGCGAAUUGAUUGAUAUGGCCCAUGAUCAUGGUGUCUAUGUCUCAACAGGCGGUUGGGCGGAACACCUCCUCACCCACCCCGAUGCGGACACGGUAUUCGAUCGAUAUCUUAAGAAAUGCAAGGACGUUGGAUUUGAUGUCAUCGAACUGUCUGCUGGAUUCCUGUCCAUCCCAGGGGAUGACUGGCUUCGUCUCGUCGACAAAGUCCACUCAUAUAACCUAAAGCCCAAACCAGAGCUAGGAAUACAAUUCGGAGCUGGUGGCGAUACUCCUGGCUUCAGUGUGGCUACAUCCGAUCCCGGCAAGCUCGUGAAUAUGGGCCACAAGUUUCUCGAGGCGGGGGUGGAGCGUUUGAUGAUUGAGUCGGAGGGCAUCACCGAGAACGUAGACACAUGGCGGACUGAUGUAGUCUCACAGAUCAUGAAAUCCUUGCCACCUGAGCGGGUGAUGUUCGAAGCUGCUGAUUCAAAAGUGUUUAAUUGGUAUAUUCGGGAGUUUGGCAUCGACGUUAACCUAUUUGUCGAUCACAGCCAGAUUGUGCAGCUGGAAUGUCUACGGGCUGGUAUCUGGGGGACUGCGGACACUUGGGGCAAAGUGGUUUCGUUUCGUCCAGAAUGA
Molecule: messenger RNA, 687 nt
Organism: Penicillium pulvis
Lineage: Eukaryota; Fungi; Ascomycota; Eurotiomycetes; Eurotiales; Aspergillaceae
Product: phosphosulfolactate synthase
Exons: 4
Coding region: 1-687 (228 amino acids)
Source: RefSeq, a predicted model, not a curated record